This is a messenger RNA of Colletotrichum aenigma, 396 nucleotides long. RefSeq lists its product as uncharacterized. Bases 1 to 396 code for a protein of 131 amino acids. The transcript has a single exon. The record is from RefSeq and is a predicted model, not a curated record. Lineage: Eukaryota; Fungi; Ascomycota; Sordariomycetes; Glomerellales; Glomerellaceae.
AUGAAGCUUUCCAUGACUGCUAUGGCCAUUCUUUGGUCUUGGGCUUUCGGUCUGGGCCCGAUGAACUUCAUUCAAUCCUCAAGCCCUGUAGCUGGUCCUGUCUACCCCGACUGCCUCCGGUUUUAUCAAGCGAAACCGGGCGAUAGUUGCCAAAGCAUCGCUGAUGCGCAUUCCAUCACCCUUCUGGAUUUCAUUUGGAUGAACGCAGGCCAUGACACUCAACACACGUGCGCCAAUGUUAACGUCAGUGCUGGCGAGUGGUACUGCGUCAAGGGCGGAGAGCUCAGCUCCACGGCAUCGCUGCCUUCCGCAUCUCAGUACGCCAACAACGUUGUCGAUAAGAGAAGGAUGAUUCCCCUGCUAUCCUACCAAACGGUCGCGGCGGUUUGUCUCUAG